Molecule: messenger RNA, 426 nt
Organism: Echinostoma caproni
Lineage: Eukaryota; Metazoa; Platyhelminthes; Trematoda; Plagiorchiida; Echinostomatidae
Source: the annotation of a GenBank genome assembly
AUGAAUAUAGCUAUGGCAAACAAUUCCGCGGAUGUGGAAGAUGAAUGUUUCGUGUACCCUGCCAUAACAAAACGUUAUUCCCAAGUGACUUUGCCAACAGCAGACUCUCCCGUUGAAGCUUCUAAUCCACAAAAUACUCCAAAGACAUCAACACGCCCUCUGCGGUCAACAUUAAAAACGCGCUCUCAGUUUGAUACGGAUAAUUGUGAUAAAAAUCAUCGACGGGGUCAUAUCACACAGUCGGAUUCUACUGCUGAUCCGGGUAAAGCAGAACCACCUGUUUGGAACGAUACAGAAUCAUCAACCGAAACAUCUUUCCUAACUGUGGAGCCAAGUCAGAUGUCGAAAAGGACUUCUAUCCAGCAACUGCGCAAAUAUUCAGUUGUUGAUCCAAAUGCUUUGAAAUACUUUGAGGGUAAGUUCUAA